UCCAUGCGAGUGGCGAUGGCUUCUUUGCUUCUGCUCCUCAUCCUCUCCACCCUGGUGGGCAACACCCUCGUGUGCAUGGCGGUGGUCAAGUUCAGGCACCUGCGCUCAAAGGUCACCAACUUCUUUGUCAUCUCCCUGGCAGUUUCAGACCUCUUUGUGGCUGUGCUGGUGAUGCCCUGGAAGGCGGUCACCGAAGUGGCCGGCUUCUGGCCCUUUGGCGGCUUCUGUGACGUCUGGGUGGCCUUUGACAUCAUGUGUUCCACAGCUUCGAUCCUCAACCUGUGCAUCAUCAGCAUGGACCGCUACUGGGCCAUCUCCAGCCCCUUCCGCUAUGAACGGAAGAUGACCCAGCGGGUGGCUUUUAUCAUGAUCGGGGUGGCUUGGAUGCUCUCCAUCUUGAUCUCGUUCAUACCUGUCCAGCUGAGAUGGCACAAAGCUGACGAGCUCCUUCCUGCCCACGGGUUGGUCUCCAAUGUCACCUGGAUCCCAGAGGAAAACUGUGACUCCAGCCUCAACCGGACCUAUGCUCUUUCCUCCUCCCUCAUCAGCUUCUACAUUCCCGUCGCCAUUAUGAUAGUGACGUACACCAGGAUCUUCCGCAUUGCUCAGCGACAGAUACGAAGGAUCUCCUCUCUUGAGAGGGCUGUGGAACAUGCCCAGAGCUGCCAAAGCAAUGAGUGCCCCCACGAGGUCUCCUUGAAGAGCUCCUUCAAAAAGGAAACCAAGGUCCUCAAGACCCUUUCCAUCAUAAUGGGGGUCUUUGUCUUCUGCUGGCUUCCUUUCUUUGUGCUCAACUGCAUUGUACCUUUCUGUGACCACAACCUGCAUGAGCUUGGGGAACUCCCCUGUGUCAGCGACACCGUUUUCGACGUCUUUGUCUGGUUUGGCUGGGCAAACUCUUCCCUCAACCCCAUCAUCUAUGCCUUCAACGCUGACUUCCGGAGGGCUUUUGCCACCAUCCUGGGCUGUGGCCGCUUCUGCCCCAACAACGCCGUGGAGACGGUGAACUUCAGCAACGAGCUGGUUUCAUACCAUCACGACACCACCUGCCAGAAAGACUUGGGGACCUUGAGUUACCCGCACCUUCUCCCCCAUGCUCCCUCCCUCCAAGGGGAGGAGGACAAUGACCUCACGUUCGACAAAGUCUCCCAAACCUCUCACGAUAACACCGCGGCUGUUUUGUCUGCCAUAGUGCACAUGGAGUAUGAGACGGACGUAUCGCUUGAGAAGAUAGCUCCCUUUGCCACUUGCGUACUGGACUGA
Molecule: messenger RNA, 1263 nt
Organism: Elgaria multicarinata webbii
Lineage: Eukaryota; Metazoa; Chordata; Lepidosauria; Squamata; Anguidae
Product: D(1C) dopamine receptor-like
Exons: 1
Coding region: 4-1263 (419 amino acids)
Biological process (GO): adenylate cyclase-activating adrenergic receptor signaling pathway
Cellular component (GO): plasma membrane
Molecular function (GO): G protein-coupled receptor activity
Source: RefSeq, a predicted model, not a curated record